Molecule: messenger RNA, 1083 nt
Organism: Pieris napi
Lineage: Eukaryota; Metazoa; Arthropoda; Insecta; Lepidoptera; Pieridae
Product: histone-lysine N-methyltransferase SETMAR-like
Exons: 2
Coding region: 55-1083 (342 amino acids)
Molecular function (GO): nucleic acid binding
Source: RefSeq, a predicted model, not a curated record
CAUUCAUUUGUUUUUUCUUCUGUUUUUUUCUGUUUGCGUCACUCAUUUUACAAAAUGGAAAACUUAAAGUAUCGCAUUAUUUACGAGUACGAGUUCCGCCGUGGCACUAGUGCUGCGGAAACGACUCGAAGGGUGAAUGAUGUGUAUGGCGGUCAUGUUGCAAAAGAAAACACAGUUCGUUUUUGGUUCCAACGUUUUCGUUCUGGAAAUUUCGACCUGCAGAACAAGCCCCGUGGACGGCCUGAGACCCAAGUUGAUAAUGAAGUAUUGAAGGAUAUUGUGGAAGCGGAUCCAUCGCAAACCACCUCCGAGUUAGCUGCAGGCUGCGGUGUUAGUGAUAAAACUGUUUUAAUUCACUUGAAGCAAAUUGGGAAGAUUAAAAAGCUUGAAAGAUGGGUACCUCACGAAUUGACUGAAGAUAACCGGCAAACGCGCGUCGACUGCUGCGUUACAUUACUGAACCGGCACAAUAAUGAAGGUAUUUUAAACCGAAUCACUACCUGUGAUGAAAAAUGGAUUCUUUACGAUAAUCGAAAGCGCUCAGCGCAAUGGUUGGAUCCUGGCCAGCCAGCCAAAUCCUGCCCCAAGCGAAAAUUAACCCCAAAAAAGUUACUUGUAAGCGUUUGGCGGACUAGUGCCGGUAUUGUUCAUUGCAGUUUUCUCAAAUCUGGCCAGACUAUUACGGCUGAUGUCUAUUGUCAGCAAUUGCAAACCAUGAUGGAAAAGCUAGCGGCUAAACAACCUAGGCUGGUCAAUGGCUCCACGCCACUGCUACUUCACGACAACGCUAGACCACACACUGCACAACAGACGGCUACCAAAUUAGAAGAGCUUCAAUUGGAAUGUUUAAGACAUCCUCCGUACUCCCCGGACCUUGCUCCAACAGAUUACCAUUUUUUUCGAAAUUUGGACAACUUCUUGCAAGGGAAAAAUUUUAACUCUGAUGGGGCAGUCCAAAUCGCCUUUACAGAUUUUAUUGAUUCCCGUCCGACUGGUUUUUUUAGUAAAAGGAUCAAUGAACUACCUAUGAGAUGGCAAAAGUGCAUAGAAAACAAUGGUUCAUACGAUUGUCUGCGGCUUUAA